AUGACGCAAACGUUGAAAAUUAAACUGGAUGUUACCACAUUUUACUCCUCUCUAGGACUUACUUCUAGUGCUACUGAUGCAGAGGUUCAAAAAUCGUACAGAAAACUAGCACGAGAGCUGCACCCUGAUAAGUCGAAGUCUGAUUCGGCUGCUGAGCUCUUCAAAGUAAUUAAUAACGCGUACUCUAUUCUAAUGGAUAGAGAGAAGAAAUUAAGAUACGAUUCCACGUUGGUUGCCAAGGGGUUGACAGAGUAUAAACCGCGAAAUAACUGUCAUCGCUACGAUGGUCUGACUGGGGGCGCAGGCGAAGACUUUCAUAAGGACGAAAAUAAUUUAAAGACACCUCAAAAAAACAGGCCGUCAAAAAACUAUAACCACAGGCCUUACGAACAACAACCAUAUGGGUUCGGCACUGGAAACGAGGCCCAUCCAACAUUUAACUCACAUUCGAGGGUUCCCAUUUUCCAAUCCUUCAAUCUUAAGAACUACCAAAGAAAUCAAAGAUCUCCUCACAAGAGUGAAACGAAAACCGAGAAAUCGAGCUCCAUCUUUAACAAUAAAAAUAAUGGCACUCCGCCUCAUCACAUAAACACUGAAGAUAUCAGCGAAAAACGUAGCGAGCCUCCCAAAAGCGAAGAGAAGGAAUCCAGUGAUGAAAACGGAACGGCCGUACGAUCUAAAUUACACAAAGCCAACUCUUCAGAUCCAUUUGAGCAUUUACCUGGCUCUCCAUUCGCCAACAAUCGACAUCGCCACUAUGCCAGGACGAAACAUGAAGCUAGAACACACGAGAGGAGAUCUGUUUCACCUGUGAAAAGAGCAUCAAAUACAGAAGGUGCCGAUAUGUCAGAAAGUUGGGAUACUCUGAAGAACAUAUUAAGUAAUUUUAAGGAUGAAGAAAAGAAAUUAAAAACAGAAAAAAAUGAGAUCGAGUUGACAGUUGAUUCCAUCAAAGCAGCAAAAAUACGAAAAGCCGAAUCACAAAGUAUAAAGUUGGACGAUCUGAAAGAUUCAUUGCCCAUUGACAAUGACUUGUUUGAUAUGAGAAAGGUUAGCGAUACAUUGAAUACGGUUCCUGUCAUCAAAAAAGCGAAAUUAAAUUUCAAGGAGGAGUCCCCUGAAAUAGAUAUGAAUUCUUCAGAAAGUAAAGGUCAUCAUCAUAGCCGCCAGAACGAGUCAGCCGCUAGCAAAAUACCUACAAACCUAGAAGAAAAUCUGUACAUGCCUGUCAAUCAGCCUCUUCCGAAAAUUUACAGGCCCGAAAUCAUCCCGCUGCACCAGUAUAAGAUAACCUCCAAAGCUAUCGAUUUAGAUUUACCUGCGAUGCCCAAUUUUCAAUGCAAUGUUUUGAAUAAAUCUCAAAUGGAAAGGUGCAAACAGUAUGUUAAAGAGUUCAAUGCUAAAUCAAACUUUCUUAAGCAAGAGCUUCUACAGAGUUUAUCUGAGAGGCUAGAAGCUGACAAGAUUUUGGGUGAUAAACUGCUUAAAGUUGAGAAUGCAGGGAACUGGGUCUCUUGCAAGGACUUCGAUUUUGAAGUUGUCUCCAAGCUUGCCGAAAUUAAUAGUAGGCAGCGCAUUGUGGCCCAAAGUUUUGCCAAUCUUCUCAAUAACUUGUACAAAGGUUCACCCCAGUAA
This is a messenger RNA of Zygotorulaspora mrakii, 1635 nucleotides long. RefSeq names its product Jjj2p (gene JJJ2). Gene Ontology annotation, cellular component: endoplasmic reticulum membrane. Gene Ontology annotation, biological process: cellular response to misfolded protein. The transcript has a single exon. The coding region runs from base 1 to 1635 and encodes 544 amino acids. Gene Ontology annotation, molecular function: Hsp70 protein binding. The record is from RefSeq and is a predicted model, not a curated record. NCBI's taxonomy places the organism in Eukaryota, Fungi, Ascomycota, Saccharomycetes, Saccharomycetales, Saccharomycetaceae.